Vigna umbellata (rice bean) is the source of this 1041-nucleotide messenger RNA. NCBI's taxonomy places the organism in Eukaryota, Viridiplantae, Streptophyta, Magnoliopsida, Fabales, Fabaceae. The record is from RefSeq and is a predicted model, not a curated record.
AUGGAUUUGUUCCUUGUGAGUAACCUAAACACCACUGCAUUUGCUCUCUUUUCUCUAACAUUACUAUUAGCUUUCUCUCUGUUUCGCUUUCGUCCCUCCAAAGCUGGUAGUAAUCUGCCAGAACCUCCAAUGGCCUCUGGUGCAUGGCCCAUACUCGGCCAUCUCAUGCUUCUCGGGGGCUCACCAACACCCCACAAGACGUUGGCAGCCAUGGCUGACAAAUAUGGACCCCUCUUCACCAUCAAGCUCGGUUCUAGACGCGCUUUGGUUCUCAGCAACUGGAAAAUGGCGAAAGAAUGUUACACCACAAACGACGUCGUCGUCUCCUCUCGCUCCAAGCUCGUGGCCAUCGAACACGUUGCGUACAACCAAGCAAGUUUUGGGUUCGCACCCUAUGGUCCUUACUGGCGUGAGAUACGGAAGAUUGUGACCGUGUUCCUCUCCGACCGCAAAACGGAGCUUCUAACCCGCGUUAGGGUUUCUGAGAUUCGAAGUUCUGUUAAAGAGCUGUUUCAUGUUUGGUCGGAGAAGAAGGGGAGUGAUGAGUGUGUGGUGGUGGAGAUGAAGCAGUGGUUCACAGAGUUGGUGUUCAAUAUAGUUUUCCAAACCAUGGCUGGGAAGCGAUUAUUUGGUAAAACCGCAGUGGUUAGCGAGAAAGAUGCAGAAAAGUGUGUGAAGGCUUUGAGGGAGUUCAUGCAGAUGUUGGGAGUGUGCACGGUGGCUGAUGCUGUUCCUGUUCUGAGGUGGAUGAAUUUGGGAGUGAAAGCCAUGAAAGAAACUGCCAAAGAAUUGGAUGUGAUCUUAGAUGAGUGGUUGGUGGAGCACAGCAAGAAGAGGGCUUUAUUUGGUGAAAAGGGUGUUGAAAGUGACGACCAAGACUUCAUGGAUACGAUGCUUUCAGUUCUUGAAGGUGCCACCAUCGAUGGCUUCGAUGCUGCUACUAUAAACAAAGCCACAACACUGAAAAAUUAUACUUUACGCGCGCCUUAUAAAACAAAAGGAAAAUGUUUGUUCGACAACAAUAUUUUGCCAACUUUUUGA